Messenger RNA from Phycodurus eques (leafy seadragon), 5315 nucleotides. RefSeq names its product gastrula zinc finger protein XlCGF57.1-like. Gene Ontology annotation, molecular function: DNA-binding transcription factor activity, RNA polymerase II-specific; RNA polymerase II cis-regulatory region sequence-specific DNA binding. Gene Ontology annotation, biological process: regulation of transcription by RNA polymerase II. The record is from RefSeq and is a predicted model, not a curated record. Lineage: Eukaryota; Metazoa; Chordata; Actinopteri; Syngnathiformes; Syngnathidae. Gene Ontology annotation, cellular component: nucleus. Bases 97 to 2055 code for a protein of 652 amino acids. The transcript is spliced from 4 exons.
CUGAACCACCUCAACUACUGGACGCUGUGUUCAAGUUGCAGCCUCGAAUUGUGCUACGCAGAGCAGAGCGGAAAGUGUUGUGAUCGCCUUGUGAAAAUGUGUGCAAGGAGGACAGCAGAGUACGAGGAGGAACUUUGGGGCUCAAAGGAGGAGAAGGAGCCACGUCAACUACUGGACGCUGUGUUCAAUCUGCAGCCUGGAAUUGUGCUGCGCAGAGCAGAUCGUCGUGUGAAAAUGUGUGCAAGGAGGACAGCAGAGUACGAGGAGGAACUUUGGGGCCCAAAAGAGGAGAAGGAGCCACAACGACAACUAUUGGACAUUGUUUUUAGUCUGCAGCCUCGGAUUGUGCUGCGCAGAGCAGACACCAAUGAAGCUCUUCAUCCUGAGCAGCAGGAGCCAGAGCCCCCUCACGUUAAAGAGGAAUUGGAGGAUAAAGAGGUCUCCCACAUCAAAGAGGAAUUGGAGUCUAUCUCCAUUAAAAAGGAGGAGGAUGAAGAGUGCCUUCACAUCAAGGAAGAGGAAGCAGAGCCUCCCUACAUCAAACCGGAAGAGGAGGCGGAUAUCAAGUUUACAUCGACUGUUGUCCCUUUGAAGAGUAAAGAUGAAGUUCAAAGUGAGGAGAACAGAGGGGCGGAGCCUCCAACCAGCAGCUCUAGUUAUCACAUGACAACAGAAGGUGAUGGAGACCACUGUGGAGGAUCGCCAGCAGACGGACACUUAGCUCCACUAUCAGAUAAUGACGUGACGUCACAGUCUCCUCACACAGUUGAUGAUGACGAUGAUUAUGAUAAACAGUCUGAAGGUGCUGUGCCAUUUCACACUUACAACAAACAAUGGAAAUGUUCUCUCUGUGGAAAAACGUUUGCUAUUAACAGCAGUUUGAAAAAACACAUGAGGAUACACACUGGAGAAAACCCUUUUUCUUGCUCGUGUUGUGGUCAAAGAUUCACUCACAAGGGAAACUUGAAAAGACACAUGAGAACCCACACUGGUGAGAAACCUUUUGCCUGCUCAGUUUGUGGUCAAAGAUUCUCUGAAAAGGGGAGCUUAAAAAUACACACAAGAACACACACGGGGGAGAAACCUUUUGCCUGCCCCGUUUGUGGGAGAAGAUUCUUUGAAAAGAGAAGCAUGAAGUUACACACAAGAACUCACACAGGCGAUAAGCCUUUUGCCUGCUCAGUAUGUGGUCGAAGAUUCUUUCAGAAGGCACACUUAAAAUUACACAUGAGAAGACACACUGGAGAUAAACCUUUUUCCUGCUCAGUUUGUGGUCAAAGAUUUUCUGAUAAGGGACACUUAAAAACACACACAAGAUUGCACAGUGGUGAGAAACCAUUUUGCUGCUCAGAUUGUGGUCAAAGAUUCACUCAGAAUGGAAACUUCCAAAGACACAUGAGAACCCACACUGGUGAUAAACCUUUUGCCUGCUCAGUUUGUGGUCAAAGAUUCUCCAUAAAGGGAAGCUUAAAAAUACACACAAGAUUGCACACAGGAGAGAAGCCCUUUGCCUGCUCAGAUUGUGGUCAACGAUUCACUCAGAAGGGACACUUAAAAUCACACACAAGAACCCACACUGGUGAUAAACCUUUUGCCUGCUCAGUUUGUGGUCAAAAAUUCUCCAUAAAGGGAAGCUUAAAAAUACACACAAGAUUGCACACUAGAGAGAAACUUUUUGCCUGCUCAGAUUGUGAUGAAAGGUUCACUCGGAAGGGAGAUUUAAAAAUACACACAAGAACCCACACUGGUGAAAAACAGUUUGUCUGCUCAGUCUGUGGUCAAAGAUUCAAUUUAAAGGGAAACUUGAAAAGACACACGAGAACCCACAGUGCUGAUAAACCUUUUGCCUGCGGCGUCUGUGGUCAAAGAUUCAGUCAGAAGGAGAACUUAAAAAGACACACAAAAACCCACACUGGUGAUAAACCUUUUGCCUGUGCCGUUUGUGGUCAAAGAUUCUCUCGUAAGGAUGGGGCUAAGACACACAAGUGUGUUGGUGAGAAUCGCAGUGAUCAAGAAGCUUUAAAUGUCAAUGUUAAGUUAGGGUUAUUCGAUUAGCAUUCAUUCACGGAAUAACAAAAAACAGCUAAGGAUGAAGCCAUGGCCCACUGAGCAACCCGACGUAGAAAUGAUGUCCUUUUUAUGUAAUGAGCUGCCAUCGAAAAGAUGUCGCUGGCGGGUGCAGAAUUAAAGUUUUUAACGACGUCCGUUUUCAACGUCGUCUCGACGUCCCGUUUCCACGUCUGCAGGACGUCCAUAUGAAGUUGAAAUAUAAUUCAAAACCUGUCGGUGUGGACGUCUUCUCGACGUCUUAUAUGGACCAAAUUUAAAUCAGAAUCGGCUUUGUUGGCCAAGUAUGUUAAAAGAAACCAUGAAUUUGUCUCCGUUGGCCGCAGCCACUCUCGUAUGAAAACAAAACCGCCACUGGGACAAAUAUACAUUUAAGACAUACAAAAAACGCAAGUAUGGAGAGUCAUUGAGCAAGCAAAGUGUACCACUAGUGUGGUGAUGCUGAUUUAGUGGCAGUUGUGGAAAUGAUGCACAGUCCUCAAGCAAUUUAAAGUGGACUAAUAUUAGUCCCAUGAUCUGGUACUGUGACGAUUGUGCAAAUGGUGCAGAGUUCUCAAACACACAAGUGGCCAGUAGUAAUCAGCAACAGUAUGCAAAUAGUGCAACGUGAUAUAACAUUGAGUGUACAAAUAAUGUAGAAUUACCCAAACAGCGAUGUGCAAAAUUGGCAACGUGUUACAAUAAAAUUGUAAGUUGAUGGCAAGAGGGACGGACGCUGUUAGUGUGUUGACCAAAAUGUAAAAUGUUGACCAAAUUACGUCAGUCUUGUGAAAUGAUCAGUUAUGUAUGAAAAUGUUUAACACAGCAUUUAAAAUGCAUUUGAAUAAUUGUCUGGAACUGUGAGAGUAUGCAAAUGGUGCAUGUAUCAUUGUUUUUGGUGUAUUAGCGUUCUCAUUUACAUCGCAAUCACGUGCUUCAACAUCUCCAUGACAUGUACAUUAUGUUGAAGCAUAUGAUUACAUUAUGGCCUUCGAAACAUGUAAAUAAGAACAAAUAACAUUCCAAUAUACCAAAAUGGUACAGUAUUUGUACGCUCUCACAGUGCAAGACAAUUAUUAAAAUAUAUUUUGAAUGCUGUAUUGAACAUUUUAACAAGAUACAAUUUCAUAACACUAAUUUGUUCAACAUUUAAAUUCAUUUUGUAUAUAUUAAUGACAGUUAAGAAAUGAUUUAUUUGAUUUGGAAUUAUUUAGAAAUAUUACUAUAAUAUAACUACAAUUGGCUAUACAUUAGACACUCGGUGACAUGAUUUAUAUGAACCAUUUAUUUCCCAAAAGUUAAAGAAGGCAACAGGCCUGCAAUAGAAAGUAAAAGACUUACCAGGACACAUUUUUCAAUGACAACAUACAGUCAACUUUAAGUCAAGUCUUUUCCUCCUCUCAAUGCGGCUUGUUUCAUGUGUUCCAGCAUGUUUGCGAACAGCUUUCUGUUCCCUUCUUAAUUGUGUCUGGUUUGGAGCACAGCACCUGAAAAUGGUGCAAGACAAAUGCUAGCUUAUCUGUAUUGCACUGUAUUUAAAUUACCAUGACGUGAGAAAUACUCACCAAACAACAUUUUCCUGUCCUUUGGCCUUUCCCCAUGCUCCACAAAGCCAGCCAAGGGUGGAAUCUUUUUUUUUUUUUUUUUUUUACGCACAUGAAUUUGUUCAUUACUAUGUUUAAAUGUGCUGUAUGGUAUUUUGUUCAUUUCUAAAUAUUUUAGUUACUUGGUGGUUAUCAUUACUUAAAAGUUGAAUUAAUCGUGGGUCCGGAAGAGUUGUUUCUUCAGCUCUUAUCGGCUUGGCGGCUUCGUAAAAAGGAAUCACGUUGCACCUAUACAAUUUGAACAGCGCAUGCAAGUUAAAAACAUACUGUACAAGACAGCAUUAUGUGUGCAUUAUGCAUUAUCACAAUUAUGCAAUGUGUCAACCACAAUCAUUUACCGAUUCUGCUCUCCUCCUCGUCCAUGUCAUUGGAUUCUGGGGAGAGAACAUAAUUUGGAAAAGAAAAAAAACAAAACAAAUGUGGUCUUAAAUCUGAGCACAGGCAGUAUUGUUCAUUCACUGUUUCAAAUUCAUUAAUUUUGAAAACACACCAACAAUCUUCCAAUUCCCUCAUUGCCACGCUCCUCUUUUUGGGGAAGACGACCUCAUCCUCUUCCUCCUCAUGCAUAGAUGCUAACCUUUAUCAUCACCUCUCAGGAACAUUCUGGACAUUUUGUCAGGAACAUUUGCAUCUCAGCCAAAACAAACAUACGCCACCAGAAAAACUACUAUUUUCUUUAUAUUUUUAUAUUUCCUUUUUUUGCUGUUUGCAGUUAGUAAAUACUUGGGGUCACUCUCUCUAAAAACCAAAGACCAAGUCAAAACCUUGGUGUGCUGAUAGAUUCCGAGCUGACUUUCAGUAGUCAAAUCAAUUACGAAAAAAAAAAAAAACAGCCUCCUAUCAGCUGAAGAACAUAUCCAGAGUGAAGGCUUGCAUGUGCCAAGCAGACCAGCAGAAGCUCAUCCAUGCUUUUAUCUGAAGUAGACUUGACCAUUGUAAUAGUCUUCUGACUGGACUCCCCCAAAUAGCAUUAAACAGCUGCAGCUCAUUCAAAAUGCUGCAGAGCGGGUUCUGACCAGAGCAAAGAGGUCAGAACAUAUUAUUCCAAUUCUAAAGUCUCUGCGCUGGCUCCCAAUCAGCUGUAGAAUAGAUUUUAAAGUUCUGCUAUUGGUCUAUAAAUCACAAAAUGGUUUAGGUCCUGAAUACAUGAAAGAAAUUAUAAUGGCAUAUAAACCCAGUAGGAGCUACAGACACAGAUCAAAUACUGGAGCACAAAGUGCAAAGCAAACAUGGUGCAGCGGCAUUUAGCUGCAAUGCUGCACACAAAUGCAAUAAUUUCCCAACAGAAAUGUCAGCAUCAGGUGUAAAUGUUUUUAAAUCGGGAUUAAAAACUUCCGCGAGCUGCGGAGCUUGUGGCCCCAGACACAGCCUCGCUGACAGCCGUGGUCCUGUUGUCGCGUACGGACGAGACUCCCGAUUAGCGCCGCCAGCGUUAGAGAAUUUCAAUUUUGAAAUAAUCUUUCUUGCACUGUACAUUUCUUAUGUACAAUUAUAUUUGUUUUGAAAUGUUUUUAAGCUGUCUUUCAUUUUUUUCUCUUUAUUUUUAAAUGUUUUUAAUCAUGUAAAGCACAUUGAGUUACCUUGUGUAGGAACUGCGCUACAUGAAUAAAUCUGCUUUCUUUGUGUUGUUUUGAGUGACAUAAUAUUGAUAGCUGUUUGUUUUUU